Papilio machaon (common yellow swallowtail) is the source of this 696-nucleotide messenger RNA. RefSeq lists its product as uncharacterized. Lineage: Eukaryota; Metazoa; Arthropoda; Insecta; Lepidoptera; Papilionidae. The transcript is spliced from 2 exons. The record is from RefSeq and is a predicted model, not a curated record. The coding region runs from base 1 to 696 and encodes 231 amino acids.
AUGGAAGAGGAAUUAAAGAGACAAAUUGAAGACCUUAAAAGGCAGCUUAAAGACAUCAGUGUACAUAGCUCCAGUAGUAGUCAUGGUCACUCCAACGUAGGAGCAGUUAGUGUCAAGUUGUCUUCGUUUUGGCCGAAUAAACCAAAAGCUUGGUUUACACAAGCGGAGGCACAGUUUGAGAUAGCAGGUAUAACUAAGGACUCAACCAAAUAUGGUCACAUUUUAUCUGUCCUGGAUUCCUCUAUAGCAGAGGAAAUUGAGGAUGUGAUCGACAAUGCGCCAUCGGAAAAUAAAUACGGGCAUUUAAAAAACGAGCUCAUCAAAAGAUUUUCCAGUUCCAGCGAGCAGCGCAUUCGCCAACUUCUCAGCGAACAGGUGCUGGGCGACCGUACGCCCUCGUCGUUCCUGCGGCACUUGAGAUCACUCGCAGGCAGGGCCGACGAGAGCAUCAUCCGCGAAUUGUGGAUGAGGAACCUGCCCACUGAUGUUCAGCGCAUCCUGAUGCCUCAUCAGGACCUGUCAUUGGACAAGGUGGCCGAGUUUGCAGACAGUAUGCUAGACGUACCCUCUGGUCGACGCCUUGAGCAGACACCGCGGAAGCUCUCGCACGCGGAGUACAUCUCGUUCCCGGUCUCGCUCAGCAUCACGCACCGGCAAAUCUGGCGCAUGCUGGUACCACACCAGAUUCGGCGCUAA